This is a messenger RNA of Eruca vesicaria subsp. sativa (arugula), 282 nucleotides long. The record is from the annotation of a GenBank genome assembly. NCBI's taxonomy places the organism in Eukaryota, Viridiplantae, Streptophyta, Magnoliopsida, Brassicales, Brassicaceae.
AUGAGAUCGGAAUCAGUUUAUAAUGAAGAGAACAGAGAGGCGCCGAUUAACGAAGACAUGCUCCCGGAGAUGAUGUUUGCCGCCGGUGAAGAACCAAUCGGCGUUCGAGUACUAACCUACCAGUCUUCUAGGGCUCUGAAGUGCAUAGUUAAUAGUCUCGACGAGGAGGAGAAGAACAUCAUCCUGAAUUCCUCAUUUGGAAAAAUGUUGGAAAUCGCUGAGAAGCCAUUGUUUUCUGGAAGGUUUGCUGAGAAUAUAGGAGACAUGCAAUGGCCCAUCUAG